Molecule: messenger RNA, 699 nt
Organism: Arctia plantaginis
Lineage: Eukaryota; Metazoa; Arthropoda; Insecta; Lepidoptera; Erebidae
Source: the annotation of a GenBank genome assembly
AUGGAAUUCCCACAUAUUGGAAAUAAUUGUUCUUACAAAUCUUGCAAUAAACUAGAUUUCCUGCCGAUGAAAUGUGGGGCCUGUAAAGAUGUGUUCUGUUCUGAUCACUUUGCAUAUUCCAAGCAUGAAUGUCCAGAACCUAACACCCGCGAUGUACAAGUCCCAGUGUGCCCAUUGUGUGGUGCUAUUGUUCCGGGUCGACGUGGAGAGCCUCCAGAUGUUGCUGUCGGUGCUCAUAUUGACAACCAAUGUACCUCAGACCCUGCCAGAGAAAGACGUAAGAAGGUGUUUACAAACCGGUGUUCAUUCAAAGGCUGCAAAACAAAGGAGAUGGUGCCACUGGUGUGUGGCGAAUGCGCACUAAAUUUCUGCUUACGCCAUCGUCAUACGGCUGAUCAUCUUUGCGAGGGCAAGCUGGCUGUCAAAAGAAGACAAGCUGCAGACGCAGCUAUGUCGCGUUUAAAAGCAGCCGAGAUUAGAACGCCUUGGAACAAUACUAACAUCACAUCCCCCGUUUCCACAUUCGCCGACGUACAGGGGACCAUGAGCGAGGAUGAGGCGCUGGCGCACGCGCUGGCGCUGUCCCUGGCGGACAGCCCCGAGGGCCGCCGGGGGGAGGGGAGGGGAGCGCAGCCACCGCGGCCCCUCGUGCGGCAGAGGGUCGGCGGAGAACAGAGCUCACGCUGCUCUGUCAGCUAG